AUGACCGAGAUUACUCCAUUGUUAAAACAGACAGAUCCAACUACGACUGCAAAAAUUAUUAAUUAUGAUUCUCUAAUAAAUGUAGAAGAUGAACAAAGGAAUCAUCUACAUAUUCCUACGGGAUUAAAAGAUCUUCAAGCAUUAAACAAGUUAUUAGGUGAAACCAUAGAAAGUUAUUACGUCAAUUUAUUAAUUAUUUAUGUGGUCAGUUAUAUUUUUUUACAAACAUUUUCAAUACCAGGUAGUAUGUGGUUAUCAAUAUUAGGAGGUGCACUGUUUGGUUGGUUCAAUGCUCUUUUACUUGUUUGUGUGUGCUCAUCUAUUGGCUCAUCAAAUUGUUUUCUUUUAUCUAAAAAAUAUGGAAGAACAUUAGUAAAGGAUAGAUAUAAUGAAAAAUUGGAUAGAUUGGCAAAUCAAAUACAAUCACAUUCUCGUCAUCUAUUAAACUAUAUUGUCGUGUUGAGACUUUCGCCUUUUCCACCAAAUUGGUUCGCCAAUCUUGCAGCACCACAUCUUGGAAUACCGCUGAAAACAUUUUUCAUUGGAACAUUCUUUGGUGUUGCUCCGCCUUCAUUCAUACAUGUUCAAGCAGGACUAACAAUAAAUAAUAUUACAAAUGAUUCAGAUUUCGAAAUAUUUACAUUUAAAAAUAUAAGUGUUUUAAUAUUAGUAGGUGCUGCUGUACUCUUACCGGUUUGGUAUAGAAAAAAGGUCGAAUCAUGUUCUGAAAAUUCUGAUCUUGAUUCUGAUCUUGAAGAUACAGAAAUAGAACAACAGCAGCAGAAACACAUAGAUUAUUAUAAUAUUGUUUUAUUUUGUAAAUUAUAA
Molecule: messenger RNA, 828 nt
Organism: Entrophospora candida
Lineage: Eukaryota; Fungi; Glomeromycota; Glomeromycetes; Entrophosporales; Entrophosporaceae
Source: the annotation of a GenBank genome assembly